Messenger RNA from Polistes canadensis, 1509 nucleotides. RefSeq names its product splicing factor 45 (gene Spf45). Gene Ontology annotation, biological process: alternative mRNA splicing, via spliceosome; mRNA cis splicing, via spliceosome. Bases 266 to 1414 code for a protein of 382 amino acids. Gene Ontology annotation, cellular component: precatalytic spliceosome. Lineage: Eukaryota; Metazoa; Arthropoda; Insecta; Hymenoptera; Vespidae. The record is from RefSeq and is a predicted model, not a curated record. The transcript is spliced from 4 exons. Gene Ontology annotation, molecular function: RNA binding.
UUGCGAUCGUCCUCCUUGAUCAAGCUCCGUUAUCGCAAACAUCAAAUUUAUAAGUCGUGGAAUAUCUCUACAUUAUUGAGUUUGUAUUGAAGUGAUUCCUAAAUUGUUGCUUAUAAAUAUAAAAAAGGUUAUAAAACAAAGUUAUAUAUGAUUAGGAUUUUGAUGAACUAACAAAUUAUGUCGUUAUGCGUAUAUUUGUAAUGUAUGGUUUUAGUGCCGUAUAAAUUGUUAUUAUAAAUUAUAAAUAAAAAACAAAAAUUAAACAAUGUCUCUGUACGAUGAUUUUGAUAAACAUCGAACUUCGGACAAAGUUGCUGGAUGGUCGUCCGGUAUUAAAUUGUUGCAAUCACAGCUUCAAUUAAAAAAAGCAGCAACUACACAGCCAAAACGUGAACAAUAUAGAAAAGCAACUGCUGUAUUAGCACCAGUUAUUGAUUUGAAAUCAAAAACUAGAGAUAUCGAGAAGGAUGAUGAAAGUUUACUUAACAAUCCAUUAACAAAUAAUAAUACAGGUAGUAUUGGAAUUGGUAUUGAAUUUGAUUGGAAUGUUAUCAACGAAUAUGAUCCUAUGUGGCCUAAUGAAUAUGAAAAAGUCGUUAAAGAGUUACGUGAUAUUCGAGAUAGAGAGCAUGAUCAAGAAACCGAAAUGCGAAAAAGAAGGCGUGAUAAUACACGUUUUGAGGAUACCCAAGCAGCAGGAAAUAGUACUUUGGUACCUCCGGAAAGAGAUGAGGAACGUACUCCAACAUCCAGGGGUAUAGCUGGUGGUGCUGCUAUAGCACCACCUCCAUCAUUACAAGAAUGUACUGAACUUCCACCAUCUUCCCCAUCGCUAAGACAACCUUCUAAUUUGGGUUAUGCCACAUCGUCUGUCGCAGCUAAGAUAAUGGCUAAAUAUGGUUUUAAAGAAGGACAAGGUCUUGGUAAAAAAGAACAAGGAAUGUCUGUAGCAUUACAAGUAGAAAAGACAAGUAAAAGAGGUGGUAGAAUCGUUGGGGAAAGAGAACAACUUAUGCCUCCACCACCUCCAGUUUCUAUGUCUCCACCACUUUUACAACAGACAGCACAAGCACAGACUUCGCAAGAGGAACCAAGUAUUACGGAAAUCAUGAAAUCACCAAGCAAGGUUGUCUUGCUACGUAACAUGGUUGGACCAGGAGAAGUGGACGAGGAUUUGGAACCAGAAGUGAAAGAUGAAUGUAAUACAAAAUACGGUGAUGUAGCGCGUGUGAUUAUUCAUGAAGUUAUUGACGCAACUCCGGAAGAUGCAGUUCGUAUUUUCGUUGAAUUUAAAAGAAUAGAAAGUGCUAUAAAAGCUGUCGUUGAUUUAAACGGACGAUUCUUCGGAGGUAGACAAGUUAAGGCAGGUUUUUACUCUAGUGAAAAAUUGGACAGCUUGCAAUUAAUGGAUUAAUAAUAAAAAUAUUGCACAUAGGAAUUAUUAUAAUUUAUAUCGUAUUAAUCCUUUCUUGUUGAAGUUUGGGAUAUUUUCAGCUAACUUUUAUCACU